Molecule: messenger RNA, 5095 nt
Organism: Condylura cristata (star-nosed mole)
Lineage: Eukaryota; Metazoa; Chordata; Mammalia; Eulipotyphla; Talpidae
Gene: SLAIN2
Product: SLAIN motif family, member 2
Exons: 8
Coding region: 415-2163 (582 amino acids)
Biological process (GO): cytoplasmic microtubule organization; positive regulation of microtubule polymerization; microtubule nucleation
Cellular component (GO): microtubule plus-end
Source: RefSeq, a predicted model, not a curated record
GCAGCGCCCACCCCCGCCGACGCCCGGACACGCCCCUUCCGGCCCAAGCUCCGCCCCCGCCCCACCGCGAGCCGGCCUCUCGGUCCACUGUGCUGGCCCGCAGCUGCGUCUACCGCCGCCGCUCUGAGGUCACCGACAGGGCCGGGCUGUGGGGGGGCGGAGGGACGGAGGGAAGAUGGCGGCCGAGGCCGGAUAUUGGCGCCGCCUCCCCCAAUCCUGGAGCCGGCGCAGAUGAGGCGGCUCGGUUGGGGCCAGCGGCGCUUUGGAACCGGAGCUGGGGGGACCCUGGCGGUGGGGCCUGGCCCUGCUGUAUGCCGGCGCCUCGGUUAGAGUGAGCAGCGGCAGAGGCGACGCCUCUUUCCCUGUCGCUGUGAGUCCGAGCCGGUGGCUGGCGGCAGAGGCGGCAGGGCCGGGAUGGAGGACGUUAACUCCAAUGUGAACGCGGACCAGGAGGUGCGGAAGCUGCAGGAACUGGUGAAGAAGCUGGAGAAGCAGAACGAGCAGCUGAGGAGCCGGUCGGGGGCCGUGCAGGGCGCCGGCCCCCUCGGGCCCGGCAGCCCCGUUCGGGCCGGCACGUCCACUCCCUCCUCAGGCGCGGCGUCCCCUCGGGGCUUCCCCCUGGGCCUCGGCGCCAAGUCCGGCAGCGCGGCCGGGUCCGGCCCGAGGCGGACGAGUAACGAGGAGUUGCGGGACUGCACCUCCUUGCUGGCAGCGGGCGAGGGCGGCUUGCUGGACGAGGUGGAGCCGCUGCGGCCCGAGGAACUGGAGCGCCUGUCAGGCUGGGAAGAGGAGGAGGAGAGCUGGUUAUAUUCAUCACCAAAGAAAAAACUUACACCAAUGCAGAAAUUGGUUAGUCCAUUAGUUUGGUGCAGGCAAGUUUUGGAUUACCCAAGUCCUGAUGUUGAAUGUGCUAAAAAGUCUCUUAUCCACAAACUUGAUCAAACUAUGUCAGCUCUCAAGAGGCAGAAUUUAUAUAAUAAUCCUUUCAACUCCAUGAGUUACUCAAGUCCAUACAGUCCAAAUGCAAGUAGCCCAUAUAGCAGUGGUUUCAACUCACCAUCCUCCACUCCAGUGCGACCUCCAAUAGUCAAACAGCUUAUACUUCCUGGGAAUUCAGGUAAUUUGAAAAAUUCAUCAGACAGAAAUCCUCCACUCAGUCCUCAAUCGUCUAUAGACAGUGAGUUAAGUGCUUCAGAAUUAGAUGAAGAUUCAAUUGGCUCCAAUUAUAAGCUAAAUGAUGUAACCGAUGUGCAGAUUCUAGCUCGGAUGCAGGAAGAAAGUCUCCGGCAAGAAUAUGCAGCCACCACAUCUCGGCGCAGUUCUGGUUCAUCUUGCAAUUCUACAAGACGGGGUACUUUUAGUGAUCAGGAACUUGAUGCACAAAGUUUAGAUGAUGAAGAUGACAAUAUGCAUCACGCAGUAUACCCUGCUGUUAACAGGUUUUCACCAUCACCACGCAAUUCACCUCGACCAUCACCUAAGCAGUCACCCAGAAAUUCACCUCGUUCACGAUCUCCUGCUCGGGGAAUAGAAUAUAGUAGAGUGUCCCCACAGCCUAUGAUUAGCCGCUUACAGCAACCUCGCCUUUCACUUCAAGGCCAUCCUACAGAUUUACAGACAAGCAAUGUUAAAAAUGAAGAAAAACUACGACGUAGUCUUCCAAACUUGUCUCGAACAUCUAAUACACAAGUUGACUCAGUGAAGAGCAGCAGAAGUGACUCAAAUUUUCAAGUGCCAAAUGGAGGAAUACCUCGUAUGCAACCUCAGGCUUCAGCCAUACCUUCUCCAGGCAAAUUCCGCUCCCCUGCAGCACCAUCUCCUCUGGCUCUCCGGCAGCCAGUAAAAGCAUUUAGUAACCAUGGCUCUGGUUCUCCUGGCAGCCAAGAAACAACACAGCUCACACAAACCACCUCCUCACCUGGGCCUCCCAUGGUUCAGAACACAGUCCCUGCAAAUCCUCCCAGCAAUAUCAACAGCAUGACUCUAACCAGACCAGCAGGGACGACCUCAAUGAGAAGUGGCUUGCCCAGACCCAGUGCUCCUUCUGCUGGGGGGAUACCAGUGCCUCGCAGCAAACUUGCACAGCCUGUCCGCAGAUCCUUGCCAGCUCCUAAAACCUAUGGUAGCAUGAAAGAUGACAGUUGGAAAGAUGGCUGUUACUGACCAGCAAAGAAAAGAAUGCAGAGGUCCACAACUUCAUGGAUACCCCGUCACCAAGCUAAAAGUCAACUUUUAUAUGCAGACUGUUCAGAUAAGACUCUUGGGAUUUAUACAGUCCCAACCCUCUCUGUCUUAAUUAGCACAAACUGACAGAGAUGAUCAAGCAGCACUUUAAUGACAUUUAACACCAGACUUGUUUGGUAAUCAUACAAUCACUCUCCAUGGAAUCACUUUUAGUUUUGUUUACUAGAAACUAAGUUGAUUUUUAAAUAUUUGGCAGAGGCCAAUAUCUGGGCAAAAACUAAUGGAUGCCAAAGAGAAAUGCCCAUUUGUGAAUGAGAGAAUACCAUUGUGCAGAAGAAAAUGGUGAAUUCUAGCUAUCCAAACUUCACGUUCAACCUAAUUUACUGUAUAAAUAGUACCAAUAAAUACCUGUGUUAAUGCUAACUAAUUACCUACAAUGUUUCACUAGUAGUCCACUAGUACUUUAAGAAACUAGAUUCAGAUGAACAGGGUGGGGAGAAAGCUAUAGAUUUAAAACAAGAUACUUAAAUUUGGGGGAAUUCUAUAAGUGGUUUUUGCAGUCAUUAGGAAAAUAAUUUUGUUUAGUUUUUAAGUUUUGGAUGUAGUACACAUCACCACCACCACCACCAGGUAGUGUUACAGCACACAUCCAUCAUGUUGCAUUGACACAUCGGACUUCUGUGUGUUUGUUUUGAUUGCCAAAAGGGCUUAAUAUCAAUUGUACAAUCUUUGUAAACUUUAUAGCUUCUGGCUCAGGAAAGAUAGCCUUUGCUAUUGAAGCCAACUUCUUCACAUCUGUUAUCUGUUACGGAACUAAGAGCUCUUGUUUUAAUAACAGGUUUCCAUGAUGGGAAAGAGCAAGUAGUAUGUGUCUUAUUCUUGAUAUAAAUAACACCACCUCAGUGCUUACAACCUGGAACAAAACCAUACAGUGAGAGAGAGGGCAAACAAAAAUCUAUGCACUUAACUUACAAAUCUCUGGUAAUGACUGGUUGUUGUUACCAUUAAUUGACACAACGGUUUAUCAUUUGAUAGGAAAAUAUAGCCUGCUGAAUCCUACUUAAAUUUAUACACUUUAAACUGAGUAACUGCAUAAAACAUUCUUUGGUAAUACUGUCCCUUUUGACUUAGAUUCUGCCUUAUGUAAAUUUUUGCAUUUUUGGUAACAACCUCCUACAUGUGACUCAAAACCUGUUGAAUACUUGCUUUCUAAUAGCUCUUAUGUAUGUCUUGGAAGUUUCUUAUUUUGGUUUUAUCAGACUAAUCAGAUUAAAACUUCCUUCUGCAGCAGGCUUCUCAUUUUUUGUUAACGGUUUGUUUUUAGAUACUGAAUUUGAACAGCUCUAAAUACUGUCCAUCAAGUACCUAAAGAGUUUUAGAAAUUCGAACAUGAGUUCAUUUCCUGUUAUUCAAAGACAUUCUGUAAGUUGGCAAAAGAAGUUGAGAGAGAAAUCGGAGGCUUGAUAUUCAGGUUAGUAAUAAGGUUAAGAGGUUGAGAGAAUGGUGAAAAUGAAAGCCACAACCCCAGCCUGCUGAGACUGACACCAUGGUAGUUUUAUUAGCUUGACCGAUAGGAAGUCAUUCAUUAGCACAAGCAGUGGAAACUGCCCACCAGUGCUAAUAUAUUUUGAGGUGUAAUACAAGGAAAAAAAUUUUAUCCUUGGAUUUGAGGGCAAUGAGGAUGGGUCAGGAAAGGAUGGCGCCAGAAUUCCACACGAUGAUGAUCUAAAAAAUGUUGCUUUUUAGAGAAAAAUAAAAGAAAGUAUCUGCUUUGGGUGGGGGGAGGGGUAUCUCAUGUAAAAAUCCUAAGUGGAAGAACUAGCCACUGUCUCUUUAAAAACCACAUAUAGACAAAAUAGGUCUCAUUUUUCAGUGCAACAGUACAAGAAAAAUAUGCUGCAAUCUAAUAAUUAUGGUAAAUUUUAAACUCAUGAAACACCCAUUACAUUUUUGAGGUUAGAUUAUCCGUUUCAAAAGGAGUAUUCAGGUUAUUUAACUUUGUUUUUAAAUGGCUGCAUCAGAAAAAAAAGUCUAUUUUUUUUUAUUAAAAUAUUCAUCACUUGUUGAAAACUUCUUUGGAUCUGAGUUGGGUAAAGUAUUGUUUUACCUGCUGUUGUACUACCACAGACUAUUGGCUUUUAGUUUCCUAAAGAGAAAAAUUGUCUUUUUACUAGAAUGCCUUUGUGUAUUGCCAAUUUUUCUGUUUGGGAAAGUCUAAGGAUUCACUGUGGUUAGUUUCACAGAAGAAAUGUGGAUUUAAUAACCUAGUGCCUAUGAUUUUAACUUAUGUUUGAUAUAUAGUAGUAAGGGUUUUAUGAAUGUUAUUUUUUGUGCCAACAGCCCAGAAUUGUCAUUUAUAUGUAAGCAGAAAAAACUAUGAACUCUGCUUCCAAAGUUAUUUAAUUUUCUCAGUGUUUGAAUGUUAUUUUUUUGUAAGUGUGUUAAUAAAAAGUGUAAAGAAUUGGAAAAAAUAUAAAUAUUCUUAACUCAAGCAUUUGCUGGAUCAUUUUUCUACAGAACUUGUUUGUAUGAUAUAAAACACUCUUUGAAGAGUUGACUUUUUUCAGUUUUCAUACCCUGGAAAUCACAUUUUGUAAAACUGGGGACCAUUCAUAAUUGUCAGAUACUUUUUAAAAUUAUUAUCUCAAUACAUCACUUUUAUAAAAAAAGUUUUUUUGAAAGGAAAUUAGAUACAUAUUUGGCCCCAGAUGUUUGUAUAACUCCAGAAUAAUCUAGACUAUGUAUGUUUGAAUUAACUUUUUAUUGACUGUACAGACGUCCAUUUUUGACAUUACGCAUGGUCCUUUUAGAUCACAUGAAGUUUGAUUUGCAAACAUUUCUAUAGCUGAACUUGUAUGUGUGGUUGCCUCCUUAAUAAACAGCCUGACCAUAAUGUUUAUUAUUAAAUUUA